UCAAUAGGUCACUUGUUUUCGAGUGCUAUUUGAAAUGUAUGACCUUGAGUGCUAAUGCAAGGGACUAGGAUUCCUAAUUACCAAUCGGUCUAGAGAUGGCAUGUUGUAACAAUAAAGGCGCUAUUAAUAAGUGCCAAAAGAUUUUUGGAUGGGUCCCUGUAGUGUUUAUACUAUUAGUUCUCGGGUGGUCGUAUUAUGCUUAUGUGUAUUCACUUUGUAUAGUACAGGUCAAUUAUGUGGCAGAAAAAGUGUUUUUUCUGAUAUUCUUCCACUUGUUCCUGAUAUUGUUUUGCUGGUCAUACAUGAAAGCUAUUCUAGUACCUCCUAUUCAGCCUCCGAAACAGUUCCACCUAACAAGUAGUGAAUGGGAGUCAUUGAAUGAUGCUGCUGGGAAGGAAUCUGAACAAAAUGCAAUAUUAGAAGCCAUAGUAGCAGAACGAAACCUGCCAGUCUAUCUUUCCGGUUCAGAUGGGAAGAUUCGUGUGUGCAACGUAUGUGCCCUAAUAAAACCCGAUCGUUCACAUCACUGUUCUACCUGUGGAGUAUGCUUAUUAAAAAUGGAUCAUCAUUGUCCAUGGACGAAUAAUUGUAUUGGAUUUCAUAAUCACAAAUUCUUUAUUGUCUUUCUAUCAUGGGGUGUGGUGUAUUGUUUUUUUAUUAUUUGUACUUCAGCGUCAUAUUUUGCAGAAUUUUGGAGAUGUCCAAAUAACAUCUCAGUUGAUCGAUUUCAAGUGUUAUUCCUUUUUAUUGUGGCUGCUAUGUUUGGUCUUUGUCAACUUGGCUUAGCUUCAUAUCAUAUGUAUUUAGUUGGAAUAAAUCUAUCAACUUUAGAAACUUUUCACUAUCCAAGAUUACGUGGCGGUCAACCUGAUAAGACUCUAUUCAAUUUGGGGAUAAAAGAAAAUUUCCGUGAAACUUUUGGAUCUUGUUUUCAAUUAGCUAUACUACCAGUAUUCACUACUCCUGGAGAUGGUAUAAAUUGGCGUUAUCGAGUGGAUCAAUAUUUACAAAAUAAUAAUUUAGAAGUUGGUAAUACAAAUCCAUCUAUGCUGUUGACAUCAAAAAUACCACAAAAUAAUAAUCGGGAAGAGUAAAUAAACAAAGUAAUUUUAAUAUCAUACUGCUGAAAAAAAUUGUAUAACUUUGUUAUACCUAGUUGUUUUUUUUGUCUUUGUUUUUCUUUUUACCUAUAAACUCUCUUUCACUGUGAAGAACUCCUUAUUACUCAAUUAGAUUGUAAUAAUAACUAAGGUCUGUUGCAUUAUUUUAACUUAUUGGAAAUAAUUAUUCUGUCUUUUUUUUAAAAAAAAUCUCACCCUUUAUUCUAUUCAUUAUCGUUCUCCAUCAAAAUCAUUAUCAAUGUUAUCUAACCAAUUAAUUAUUUUAUUCAUUGCACAUAUUUUCUGUAUCUUCUUGUUUAGAAUUAAUUUCUUCAUUUAUCUGCUGUUGUCACGUAUGGUACAGAUGGAUUAUUGUUGGCUUCAGCUUCAUUUUUCUUUUUGUACACAUUCAUAUUUUUAUGAGAAUAAACAUUUAUUUAACAACUGAUAAAAGAUCCUAUGUGCCUAAAUUAUUAUUAUAAACUAUUUUGGCUCAUAUAAAUCAACUUACUAUUCCGUGAGAAGUAAUUAAAUAUAUAUAAUAUCAUAUCUCUAUUUGGCUUUCUUACAAGGAUUGUUUAUAUUUGUUGAUUUUUCGUUUAGAUUUCUUACUUUCGAUCAUUAGCUUACUGAACCCUUGUCAUUUUUAUCUCUUUUAAAAGUGUUAGCUUACAGUGUAAAUACUUUGACAAAUUCGCCGUGUUAUAUUGUUUAACCUAAUGAGCGCGCUCUAAAUGUAAAGAUUGGUGAUAAUAUCCGGUUACCUAAACAGAAAGAGGUGGACUGGCGUUUGAACCUAGGACUUAUUGGUUAAACGUCAAACGCCUUAAUUACUGAGCUACUUCUCUACCGCCGUCUCAACGUUGGUGGUCGAUUAGACGAAAAUAUAAAUAUAAUAUGCCAGCAUUCUGAAUUACUUCCUUUGCUCCAAAAUAAGAAAAUUACUACUACUAUG
Schistosoma spindalis is the source of this 2055-nucleotide messenger RNA. NCBI's taxonomy places the organism in Eukaryota, Metazoa, Platyhelminthes, Trematoda, Strigeidida, Schistosomatidae. The record is from the annotation of a GenBank genome assembly.